AAAAUCCGCCAGCUUCAAAAUUUCAACCCACUGCAGCCUAUUUAUAGCAAAUCUGAAUGCAUCUUCUCUCCAUUUCUUUCCUUUCGACUCUGUCUCUCUUUCCAUCCGCCACUAAAAACUCUUCACAACUUCUAGAAUUAAAUCCUCUCCGUUCAUUUCUCCUCUCUCCACUCUCUCCCUCUCUUUUAUGAUCUGCUUUGGUCCGACGAAUCGUAUACAGCCUUUAUUCAUCCAAAACAGAAAUCCACCAUUUCUUCAGCUGCAGUUGAUAUCUGUAGCGAAGGAGGAGAAUAACAAUAAGAAGAAGAAUAGGAAGCUCGGAUCUCGUCCGUCCGUUCUCGUACUCCCGAAGAUGGAACCGACGGUUGCGAUCAUCGCCGAUGUCCCAUCUCCCUUGAUCCUGACAUCCGGCGCCAGCGGCCGUGUCAACGCGCUGCUGUCGCUGCGGGCGCUGAAGGCCGUCGUGAUGCUGUUGAAGGGAUUGUUCCUGCUCUUGCUUUUGCCAUUCCGGCGGCAGCCGAAGCGGUGUUGCAGUGGCGGCAGCAGCGGUGAGAAGGAGGAGAAGCAGGAGGUCGGGAUUAGGAAAGGGGCCGGGGCGGGGGGUCUAGUGCUGCGGGUCCCAGCUGCGAUGGUGGGCAGGAGAGGCGGCAGCGGCGGGAUGGAUCUGGAGAUCGCGACCAGACGGGCAAUGGCGAUUAGGAGGGUGGAGCAGGAUGGGGAUGAACGGACGGUGAGGGAAUUUGCGAUGUUCGCGACGGCAAGGGGGGAGACAAUGUUCACACAGUCAUGGACCCCUGCGACGGUUGAGAUCAGGAAGCAUAUUCUCUCGCUCUUAUUAUUUUCAUUCUCAAGCUGUUUUAAAGAUAAUUAUGUGUUUGUAGGAUUUAUGUUCCUGUUUCCAGGCCCUCAAUAUCUCCAUGCAAGGGUUAUGUUUCCAAGAGGACUGAUGGUUCUCUUACAUGGACUUAAUGAGCACAGUGGAAGAUACAAUAAUUUUGCAAAGGAAUUGAAUGCUAAUGGGUAUAAAGUGUAUGCCAUGGACUGGGUCGGACAUGGUGGAAGUGAUGGGCUUCAUGGCUAUGUUCAUUCCCUUGAUGAUGCAGUCAAUGAUAUGAAAGCAUUUCUUGAGAAAGUAUUAGCGGAAAAUCCUGGACUUCCUUGCUUUUUCUUUGGGCACUCAACAGGUGCAGCUAUCAUAUUGAAGGCAGUACUGGACCCAAAAAUAGAAACGCUUAUAGAAGGCAUGGUAUUGACGUCGCCUGCAAUACGAGUUCAACCAUCUCACCCAAUCAUUACGGUACUUGCACCAAUCUUCUCCUUUUUCUUACCAAGAUACAAGUUCAGUGGUGCAAAUAAGCAGGGCCUGCCCGUUUCCCGGGACCCAGAGGCACUAGUUGCCAAGUACUCUGAUCCGCUCGUCUUCACUGGCUCCAUCCGAAUCAGGACUGGCUACGAGAUCCUAUGCAUAUCGUCUUACUUGCAACGGAAUCUCCACAGAGUCAAUGUUCCUUUUCUAGUCCUCCACGGCACUUCCGAUUCUGUAACUGACCCGGAAGCAUCUGAAAAACUCUACGAAGAAGCAUCUUCAUCAGAUAAAUCCAUCAAACUGUAUGAAGGGUUCUUGCAUGACCUCCUCUUCGAACCUGAACGGGAAGAGAUCACAAAGGACAUCAUCAACUGGUUGAAUUCCAAGCUGAAGGCGUAGGUGGGUGGUCCACAGAAGGCUUAAAAAACAAAAAAAGAUAAGCCAAAUGGGCUGAUCCCCCACGGAAUUGUGAUGGCCACCUUAUUGCUAGUCGUUGGUCAAUGAAAUUGAUGGGCGGAUGUUGUGGAACAAUCACUGAUUGUUGUUGUUAAUUGGCCAUUUCUUUGUCGGUAUUGGCAGAGGUCACCUUAACUGAAUUAGUGAGGGAAAUGAGUUUAGAGGGGUAUUUGUAACGAUGAACGACGGGUAGAUGUUGUCCUGGGUUGAGUUGUGAAAGGGAGGGAAGAGUUUGAUGGUUUAAAGACUUACUAUGGAUGCUUUUUUCUUAUGUUGAGAUCUUCAUUUUACUUGCAAAAAGCAAAUUUUACUUGGCUAAA
Magnolia sinica is the source of this 2082-nucleotide messenger RNA. RefSeq lists its product as uncharacterized. Gene Ontology annotation, cellular component: membrane. NCBI's taxonomy places the organism in Eukaryota, Viridiplantae, Streptophyta, Magnoliopsida, Magnoliales, Magnoliaceae. Bases 188 to 1705 code for a protein of 505 amino acids. The transcript is spliced from 9 exons. The record is from RefSeq and is a predicted model, not a curated record. Gene Ontology annotation, molecular function: lipase activity.